Molecule: messenger RNA, 535 nt
Organism: Phytomonas sp. EM1
Lineage: Eukaryota; Euglenozoa; Kinetoplastea; Trypanosomatida; Trypanosomatidae
Source: the annotation of a GenBank genome assembly
GGUGCAACCCUCCAAUACAGACAUGUCGAAGAAUCAGGAAGUCAAGCGCUACGGUCCCAACGUCAACAAGGAGACGCUUGUGUACGGCGUGGUGCACAUCUACGCCUCCUUCAACGACACCUUCGUGCACGUGACAGACACCUCCGGCCGCGAAACCUUCGUGAAGGUGACCGGUGGCAUGAAGGUGAAGGCCGAUCGCGAUGAGUCCUCGCCCUACGCCGCGAUGCUCGCCGCGCAGGACGUCGUCGCCCGCUGCAAAGAGUGCGGCAUCAAUGCCCUCCACGUGAAGAUGCGCGCGACCGGCGGUGUGGGCACGAAGAGCCCAGGCCCGGGCGCCCAGGCCGCCCUCCGCGCGUUGGCCCGUGCCGGCAUGAAGAUCGGCCGCAUCGAGGAUGUCACCCCCAUCCCCACGGAUUCUACCCGCCGCAAGGGCUCUCGCCGUGGUCGCCGUCUGUAAGGGAGCCGGGAAGCCGCGGAGGCGCAUGGAAUCGGUUCUUUGCCCUUUUUUGAUUUACUAUUGAUUUUCUAACAACAA